AUGUCAGGCGAAGCCGAUUUGAGUAGUGUUUUUAGAUUGAUCAGUGCAAAAUUUUUGGUUGACUCAACGAUAAUCUACAAGACCAUCAGUAUCGAAUGCAAAUAUAACCCAGAAUUGCUAGCAAACGUCAGUUGUCAACUAAAACCAAUUAAUUGGCAGAAAUCGGUUUGUAUAUGGGAUUGUGAUGUUUUGCAGCCACUAAAAAAUAUAACGCUACAUUUACAGCUAUUUAAGAAGAAUGGUGCCAAUAAUUAUUUGCCAUUUCUUGUCAAUACAACUCUAAAUGUUUGUGAUGUGAUUAGCAGACGUAGUUUUUCCGUUUACGGUAAAAUAAUGACAAAUAUUUUGAAAGAGAUGUCAAAUCUACAUCAUGAUUGUCCAUACGAGGGCCACCUCAGUCUUUACAAUCUUUAUGUGGAUGAACGUUAUGUUCCUGUCUCCCUACCAAUGGGUAUUUAUAAGGUCAUCAUACGCUUUCUGGAAGGUUAUCCUCAUGUAUAUAUUGGCUCGGGUACUUUAAAUAUUGAAGCAAUGGAGAAACGUGAGAGGCGUGUGAAGGUGCUUAAGAAUUAACAUAUUGAAAUGUAUAAACAAUAUUUAAUGAUGUGGCAACUAUUAUUUGAAAUAUUUUUAAAUUUUUUGUGUUCGAUAUCAAUAGAUCGUUUAUGUAGUAAAAUUUCGAAUCGGGUGGCAAUGCUCAUACCCAAAUUUUUUAACUACAAGUGUUCUUAAAGCUUUUCAGUUCAUGUUGCUUACUUCAAUAAAUUAUUUAUAUUUAUUUCAAU
Messenger RNA from Zeugodacus cucurbitae (melon fly), 785 nucleotides. RefSeq lists its product as uncharacterized. NCBI's taxonomy places the organism in Eukaryota, Metazoa, Arthropoda, Insecta, Diptera, Tephritidae. The record is from RefSeq and is a predicted model, not a curated record. Bases 1 to 573 code for a protein of 190 amino acids. The transcript has 4 exons.